Messenger RNA from Mustela erminea (ermine), 1667 nucleotides. It is a transcript of the gene PCBP2, whose product is annotated as poly(rC) binding protein 2. Gene Ontology annotation, molecular function: single-stranded DNA binding; mRNA binding. NCBI's taxonomy places the organism in Eukaryota, Metazoa, Chordata, Mammalia, Carnivora, Mustelidae. Gene Ontology annotation, cellular component: nucleoplasm; nucleus; cytoplasm. The coding region runs from base 185 to 1285 and encodes 366 amino acids. Gene Ontology annotation, biological process: regulation of RNA metabolic process; regulation of gene expression. The transcript is spliced from 15 exons. The record is from RefSeq and is a predicted model, not a curated record.
CGCGGGGCCCCCCUCGCCUUCCCGCCCGCCCCUAUUGUUCCGCCCCCGGCCUCCCGCCCUUCCCCUUCCCGCCCGCUCCCCUUUUCCCCUCAGUCGCCUCGCGCCUGCAGUUUUUGGCUUUCACCCCCACCAGUGACCAAAGACUUGACCACUCAAAGUCCAGCUCCCCAGAACACUGCUCGACAUGGACACCGGUGUGAUUGAAGGUGGAUUAAAUGUCACUCUCACCAUCCGGCUACUUAUGCAUGGAAAGGAAGUUGGCAGUAUCAUCGGAAAGAAAGGAGAAUCAGUUAAGAAGAUGCGUGAGGAGAGUGGUGCACGUAUCAACAUCUCAGAAGGGAAUUGUCCUGAGAGAAUUAUCACUUUGGCUGGACCCACUAACGCGAUCUUCAAAGCCUUUGCUAUGAUCAUUGACAAACUGGAAGAGGACAUCAGCAGCUCUAUGACCAAUAGCACAGCUGCCAGUAGACCCCCAGUUACCCUGAGGCUGGUGGUCCCUGCUAGUCAGUGUGGCUCUCUCAUUGGGAAAGGUGGUUGCAAGAUCAAGGAAAUACGAGAGAGUACAGGGGCUCAGGUCCAGGUGGCAGGGGAUAUGCUCCCCAACUCAACUGAGCGGGCCAUCACUAUUGCUGGCAUUCCGCAAUCCAUCAUUGAGUGUGUGAAACAGAUCUGCGUGGUCAUGUUGGAGACUCUCUCCCAGUCCCCCCCGAAGGGCGUGACCAUCCCGUACCGGCCCAAGCCGUCCAGUUCUCCAGUCAUCUUUGCAGGUGGUCAGGACAGGUACAGCACAGGCAGCGACAGUGCGAGCUUUCCCCACACCACCCCGUCCAUGUGCCUCAACCCUGACCUGGAGGGACCACCUCUAGAGGCCUAUACCAUUCAAGGACAGUAUGCCAUUCCACAGCCAGAUUUGACCAAGCUGCACCAGUUGGCAAUGCAACAGUCUCAUUUUCCCAUGACGCAUGGCAACACCGGAUUCAGUGGCAUUGAAUCCAGCUCUCCAGAGGUGAAAGGCUAUUGGGCAGGUUUGGAUGCAUCUGCUCAGACUACUUCUCAUGAACUCACCAUUCCAAAUGAUUUGAUUGGCUGCAUAAUCGGGCGUCAGGGCGCCAAAAUCAAUGAGAUCCGUCAGAUGUCUGGGGCGCAGAUCAAAAUUGCGAACCCAGUGGAAGGAUCUACUGAUAGGCAGGUUACCAUCACUGGAUCUGCUGCCAGCAUUAGCCUGGCUCAAUACCUAAUCAAUGUCAGGCUUUCCUCGGAGACGGGUGGCAUGGGGAGCAGCUAGAACAAUGCAGAUUCAUCCAUAAUCCCUUUCUGCUGUUCACCACCACCCAUGAUCCAUCUGUGUAGUUUCUGAACAGUCAGCGAUUCCAGGUUUUAAAUAGUUUGUAAAUUUUCAGUUUCUACACACUUUAUCAUCCACUCGUGAUUUUUUAAUUAAAGCGUUUUAAUUCCUUUCUCUGUUCAGCUGUUAAUGCUGAGAUCCAUAUUUAGUUUUAUAAGCUUCUCCCCCCCCCCCCUUUUUUUGGCUCAUGAAUUUUUUUUUUUCUGUUUGUCAUGGAAAUGUAAGAGUGGAAUAUUAAUACAUUUCAGUUUAGUUCUGUAAUGUCAGGAAUUUUUCAAAAAAAUUAAAAGAUGGACUGGAGCUUUUUCUUUGUGAAUAGAAA